Molecule: messenger RNA, 2009 nt
Organism: Bufo bufo (common toad)
Lineage: Eukaryota; Metazoa; Chordata; Amphibia; Anura; Bufonidae
Gene: TMEM184C
Product: transmembrane protein 184C
Exons: 10
Coding region: 308-1660 (450 amino acids)
Biological process (GO): transport
Molecular function (GO): transporter activity
Source: RefSeq, a predicted model, not a curated record
GGCGGGAGAAGAUGAUUGACGGAUGGGUUAGCCAAUGCCAUGACGACCAAGGCUGACGCUGCGGCAGGUGGAGGGGCUCCUGUCAGGAAAGCGGAAAUGCACUUAGUAUAGUGGAGGGCUGGCUGCUGCUGACAGCUGACCGUGUAUUCGUUACCAUGGGCUGCGCGGAGACCUCGGGCUGAGCUGCAGCAGCCAUUGUAGUGUGGAGCAGACCUGUGAUACACAGUGAAGCUGCCUCUUGUGUUUAGCGGCACAUGGCCGUACGUCACCGCCUGCUUUACCUGCAUUAGUCAGUGACCCCUUCAGAAUGCCUUGUACUUGUGGCAACUGGAGAAAAUGGAUCCGUCCUCUGGUCGUUUUCCUCUAUGUUACUGGACUAAUAGUGGGCAUUCCAGUAUGUAUUUGGGAGAUGCAGAAAAUGGAGGUUGGCGUGCACGACAAAGCCUGGUUUAUUGCUGGCAUAUUUGUGCUCAUGACUAUACCAAUCUCCCUAUGGGGAAUUCUGCAGCACUUGGUUCACUACACGCAGCCUGAACUGCAAAAGCCCAUCAUACGUAUCCUGUGGAUGGUGCCCAUUUACAGUGUAGACAGUUGGAUUGCCUUGAAGUAUCCUGACAUUGCCAUAUAUGUGGACACCUGCAGAGAGUGCUACGAAGCCUAUGUUAUCUACAACUUCAUGAUUUUCCUCUUGAACUAUUUAACAAAUCGCUGUCCAAAUCUGGCACUGGUGCUUGAAGCAAAAGAUCAGCAGAGACACCUACCUCCUCUGUGUUGUUUUCCUCCUUGGCCUAUGGGAGAUGUGCUGUUGUUUCGAUGUAAAUUGGGCGUGCUCCAGUAUACAGUAGUUCGACCAGUUACCACUAUAAUUGCUUUGAUUUGUCAGUUGACUGGCAUCUAUGGUGAAGGAGAUUUUAAUCUAAAAAAUGCAUGGACAUACUUGGUGAUAAUUAACAAUGCCUCGCAAUUGUUUGCUAUGUACUGUCUUGUCCUGUUCUACAAAGUGCUGAAGGAAGAGCUGAAUCCUAUUAAACCAGUUGGCAAAUUCCUGUGUGUCAAGAUGGUCGUCUUUGUUUCUUUCUGGCAAGCUGUAUUGAUUGCACUCAUGGUGAAAGUUGGAAUCAUUUCUCAUAAUAAUACGUGGGGAUGGAAGAACAUCAAAGAUGUUGCUACAGGCCUUCAGGAUUUUGUCAUUUGUGUUGAAAUGUUCCUGGCAGCCAUCGCUCACCACUUCAGCUUUUCCUACAAGCCGUAUGUGCAAGAAGCUGAGGAAGGCUCGUGUUUUGAUUCCUUUCUUGCUAUGUGGGAUGUAUCGGAUAUCCGAGCAGAUAUAUCAGAGCAAGUACGCAAUGUUGGAAGAACAGUCAUGGGUAGACCCAGAAAGAUGUUUUUUCCUGAUGACCUGGAGCAGAAUGAGCACACUAGCCUGCUGUCGUCCUCAACUCAGGAUCCAGUAUCUGCAGCAUCAUCUGUGCCACCUUCUCCUUCUGGACACUACCAAGGGUUUGGUCAGACAAUAACCCCUCAAACUACACCCACAUCUGCCACAAUUCCAGAAGAACUCUACAGCACAGAAUCUCCUGAGGAAGAUGUCCAUGUGCCAGUGGUGGAGCCCGAUGACGUGGAGGUGUCACAUGAGAGCAGCAAAAGCUCACCCUCCUAAAUCAUAGGGAAUUGUGCCAAAUGUUCUCAUGACUUGAAGCCUUCAUCUGGGGAAAAUGUGCCCAAGCGGACAUCUGCUGCUGUAACAAAUUAAGAUCUAGAUAACGUCUAGUUUGGGCACUAAUGGGUAAAUGUAUUUUAAAGAUCAAUCUGUGUUUUUAAACUGGCUAAUGGACCGUGAUGUGAAUACAUAAUAUCUUGAACAGAUGUUUUGGACUCUACCUUAGGCCUCUUGCACACGACUGUAUGGCUUUUUCAGUAUUUUGCAGUCUGUAAAUAACAGAUCCGCAAAAAAUACGGAUGACGUCCGUGUGCAUUUCGUUUUUUGCAGAACAGAACAGCUGGCCCCU